This is a messenger RNA of Asterias rubens (European starfish), 4639 nucleotides long. RefSeq names its product MAGUK p55 subfamily member 6-like. Gene Ontology annotation, cellular component: cell-cell junction; plasma membrane. Gene Ontology annotation, molecular function: protein binding. The coding region runs from base 181 to 1899 and encodes 572 amino acids. The transcript is spliced from 13 exons. The record is from RefSeq and is a predicted model, not a curated record. Lineage: Eukaryota; Metazoa; Echinodermata; Asteroidea; Forcipulatida; Asteriidae.
AACAAGUCUGCAGUGUGUUCUUGAUUGAAGCUCGAAGUCCCAGGAUUAGUGCGUCAAAAAUCGGUGGAAAGUUCUUUGUGUGUUGAGUGGAUGGGGUUAUUUUCAGCGCACAGAGGCUUAAGAUUCAACACUUCCAAGAUAAGAUUAGCCUAGAUCUGAACAGUUACUAUAGCAACCACUAUGCCUGUUGCAAUGGAGGAACCCAGUGAUCAACGCAACCCAGAAGCCAUGGAUACCGUUGUUGACAAUCUUCAUAACAUCGGGAAUUCUGCAGAAGCACAGAGCGUUGACCUCUUAUUCCUCAAGGAAGUCAUGCAAGGAAGAGUUCUGCAGAAUCUGGUUAAGGCACAUGACACACUGGAGGAGAUUGAACUGAAACCAAUGAGGAAAGAUGGUAUUUCUCUCCUCAAUGAGGUCAUUGAUGACAUCGGUCCGUUAAUAGCAGAAGAUGACGGUGCUGCUGAACUGGCAGGAAUUCUGGAUGACCUCAACUUCACAUCCUUAACCAAGACCCAUGACAGCAUUGCUAAUGGUGACUUUGAGCAGCCGUCUGUCUUCUUGGAUCGUACUCGUCCAGCCUAUCCACCCCCUCAUGAGUUCAACGCUGUCGGAGACGCCAUCAGGAUGGUUGGAAUCAGGAAAGGAAAAGAUGAGCCUUUGGGAAUAACAUUGAAACAGGAGCAUGGAGAAGUAGUCGUCGCCAGGGUAAUUCAUGGAGGCAUUAUUGAGAAACAGGGUCUUUUGCAUGUAGGUGAUAUCAUUAAGGAAGUGAAUGGCCUUGAUGUGACCAAUGACCCUGAUGCAUUGCAGGAACAUAUGAAGAUGGCUUCCGGUAACGUUACACUCAAGAUUAUUCCAAGCUAUCACAACGAUUAUCACAACCUACCUGUGUACGUCAGAGCCUUCUUCGACUACAACCCUGCCCAUGACAGCUUAAUACCGUGCCCUGAGGUUGGGCUGUCCUUCCAGAGAGGAGAUAUCUUAUGCAUUGUGGACAGAGAGGACCAGAACUGGUGGCAGGCAUACAUUGUGGGCGGUGACAAUGCAACAGGUCUUAUACCCAGUGUAGAGCUGGAGGAGCGGAGGCGAGCUUUUGUCCCAAAAGAGAACGUUUAUACAAGACAAACAGUGGCAUGCGGGCUUAUACAGAGUAAAAGACGACGCCAUGAGCGUUAUCAGACGCGUAAGAACUACGAGUUUGACCGCAGUGACAUCGUGAUCUACGAGGAGGUUCAGGAAAUGCCGCCGUUUCAGAGGAAGACAUUGGUGUUACUCGGCGCUCAGGGAGUAGGUCGGAGAAUACUCAAGAAUAAACUCAUCGAUAGUGACCUGAAGAGAUAUGGCACUGCUGUUGCUCAUACAUCAAGACCGCCCAGGGAAGGUGAGGAGAAUGGUCUGGAUUAUUGCUUCUCAAUGCGUCUAGACAUGGAGGAGGACAUUCGUCAGAAUCGCUUCCUUGAAUAUGGGGAGUACGCAGAGAAUCUGUACGGGACAACGUUUGAUGCAAUACGAACGACGAACAAAUCUGGCAAGAUGUGUGUUUUGGACAUCAAUCCUCAGUCACUGAAGCUUCUCAGGAACAGUGAGUUUCUACCCCUGGUUGUAUUCAUCAAGGCUCCUGAGUUAGAAACACUCCGCCAGAUCCAUGAUGCAGCCAAAGUACCUGGAGAAUUAGAGAAACAUGUAACGGAUGAUGAUCUUCAGAAGACGGUCAAAGAGAGUGCUCGGAUGGAGCAGACGUAUGAUCACCUUUUCGAUGUCGUCAUCGUCAACAGUAACUUAGAGGAGUCGUUCAGUAAACUCAGAGAGGCCAUUGAUGGGAUGUCUUCCAAACGACAAUGGGUUCCAGUAGAUUGGGUGUACGACUCGCCCAUGAUCAAUCCAAUGACAUCAUUUUAAAAUGAGAAUGUGUGGUGGGGAGGGGGGUGGAAUUAUUCAUGUGGAGGUUUAUACCUCUACUUUACAAAAUUGAUGCAAGAUAUAUUUUUUAGUGCUGCAAGCUACAUGAUAAUGUGUAUAAGGAGGGGUGAAACCACUUUGCGCACAACCAAUGCCGUACGCCCCUAGUGUAUGUUUCAUGAUGUUUCUUUCUUUAUAAAUUGUUUGUAUCGAACGACUGGAAAAAUCAUGAUUCAGAGUUAUGAUUUUUGGCGAUCAGAUAAUGUUAUGUAAAUGUAUAAGAAUUUCAGCUGAAUUUAGACAGUUCAGUCGACCACUAAAUUAUCGCAAGCUACUAGCAGCCUCUGUGGUCUCUGAAAGGUUAUUUAAAAAAAGGACUUGGUUUGUAACAAAAACAUAUGUAAGAAUGAUGAAUUGUAAUAAUUGAAUUGGAAACUCAAAACGCUUUAUCCAUUGUAGUGUGGAAUGCGUUUUGAUUCUACAAUAUGAGAGAACUUUUUAAACGAUAACUUGUUAUACAUAUAACUCCUUCUCUCUGUGUGGAAGGAUUCAAUCCUGAUAUUUGAAACAACCAAUUUAUCAUUUAUCAAUCUAAAAAAAAGAAAUGCUGGCUUUUCCUGUGUGUUUCCAAAAGCAAAUGAUGAAAUUGUAUUGAUGAGAUUUUAAAAAGCUUUUGAUUAAAUAGACAAGUACGUCUUUACUUUUUCACUCUUAAACAGGGUUGGGAGAAAACUGACACUUCUGUUCUUUUUAAUAUUCCCUAAUACUACAUUGCAUUAUGAAAGUGUUAGUAGUUAUUUAUUUAUAUGCAUUUACUCUAAGAUGCCGGUAGGCUAUCUAGUCAGUGAAAAGACCUCAGAAAUUGGUAGCAAACCACAUACCACACAAUUUAGGGUUAGCUAUAAAUCUAUAAAUCUCCAUCAUUCUAUUAUAUUUGAUUCGCAUUCACACAGCUGAGUUGUACUUGUAUUUUGAUGUUGAUGUAUUUCAAUAUACCAGGCUAGCAUGUUUUUCUCAGGACAAUUCAGUAAGAUCUAAACUACUUGCGUCCAGCUACCACUGGCUUACUGUUAUGCAUGCUCACAUGUAUUGGUACAUUGCUGCAUGCUAUAUUAUGCUUUAUCAUUCUCUAUACAUAUGAAAUAUGUACAUGUCUUGGGCUUGGACUUCAAGCAGUGUCAAGUUUCAUCUUGAGGCAAUCUUAGGCUGUGUCUAUAUUGGCAGCUGUGCAAUUUCGUAGUUAUUUUAACACAUUGCUUUGCCCCCUUUUCACAAUGGGUAUAGUUUCGUCUAUUGUUUUAGUUCCAUAGAUGUAUCCCAUGACAGUACUGUGAUCUUGUUUUGUGCAAAAUGAGAAAAAUUUCACAUUUAUUCCAGCAGUAAAUGAUAAACAAUUUUUGUUUCUAAACCGUAGUUUGGGAAACUUGUAACAAUUAUGGCACCCGUCAGAACACCAGUUACAUUGAAAACUGGGCUGUUUUCUUCUAACAUAUUUCACACCCCAAAAAAAUAUGAAAGAAGAAACAAAUAAAAAGUUAUACCAAUUUUAUAUUAUUGCCCAUUUUUGUUUCAAUAUUUAACUUUCGUUUCAUAUUUGUUUAUGUCCAACAUUUAUCUUGAAUAGUGAAACUAGAGUCAAUUGCAUUUUUUGUUUUGCUGAAUAGUGCUAUAUUGAACAUUAUAUGAACAAUUAGCUUUUAGUUGUUUGUAUAAAUAUAUAUUAUGCAAUAUCUACUAUAGAUCUGUUUGGAUUAAUAAUUGUUUUACUUCCAUGUCUCACAUUCAGAAUUCUUCCAAAAUUCUUUUUUUUCCCCGUUUCUUCUGUCCACAUCUAGCAGUAAAAAUUAUAAACUGCUUUAGUCGCCCUAUACAGCGUAGUGCGCUGCAAAAUUCCUUGUGAAUAUAGCCACAAGCAAUUCAUAUUCAAUCGACAAUUUAAUGGUUUUUGCUACACAAGAUUUCUCAGUGGUUAGCAGAUUUUUUGUGCUUAAAGUUAACCCCUUUAUGUUCAAACAAAUAUAUAUCUGGACACAACUUCAUGAAGCUAUUAAACAGAAUUCUGCUCAGCAAAUUGUUUUACAUUAAGCAAAAACUAGUCACAGGCUAUGUACAUUUCAUCCAUGGCAUUUUUGGCUUGUCCGCUGAGCAAGAUUUAAGUUUAUGUUUAAAAGCUUUAUGAAAUUGAGCCCAGGGCAGUUGGAGUGGAUUGUAGUAUUAUUUUUAUUUUCCCAAACAGCAUUUUUUAUUAAGAGUCUUAUUAUUCUUUGCUUUUGUAAUUGUUCACUUGCAAAAAUGUAUUCAGGUUUUUACGACAGAGAAUAUUCAUUUAUAUUUGAAUAGUUGUAUUUGUUUAUACUAUUUAUACUCUGAUUGUAGGAGUGAGUUUCAGUUAUUGGUUAGAUUGUAUCCGUAGUUGUGAUAAAUUGGUUACACUAGUUUUCUAAUUGUGUGACAAGGUUGUCUUUGUUCUUGCUAUAAACUUGAACAGUUAGAGAAAAACAUUGAUGGAAAUAAAGUUAAGCCCAAAGUCAUAUAGCUGCUUUAAGCACACAAUGUAGCUAAGCACAACCAAUAAUGCUUUCCAGCAUAGUGUUACCAGCCAAGAUUUCAUAUCACAUGAACCAUUUGCAACUGGUUGCCUGCUCUGUUUUUCUUAAGAGAAAACUUUUGGUAACUACUCAAAUAAUUGUUAGCAUAAAAACUUUGUUGAGAAAAGGUGUAAUUUCUCACUUGAGUAUUA